CAGACGAACACGCGCAAAGAAGACGAAGAACUCUACGACGACGACGACGACGACAUAAUGUCACAUUAAUACAGCGACUUCAUUCAAACACAAGUAACCAACUUCUACGCCAUUCUCAACAAAUUCCUCUAAUUUCUCUUUCUCAUCCUCCGCCGCCGCCGGACGCUGCUCCACCAAUUGCAGGGACAGAACAUGAUUUUUCAAGGGCAGAACUCCAUAUGCAAAUAUAUUAUUGAAGGCUAAGGCUUGAAAUCAAUUUUCAACAUCAUAAAGUCCAAGUCUUGUGAUAAAGGAGGAAGCUUUAGAAUGGCAUGAGCUUAUGGUGUACUGCAAGCACCUGGUAUUGAAUCAUGAGUUUUAAGUAUUGGGUAUUAGAUCAACUGGCAUCACUCUCUCCAGAAGUCUUAUACCGAACCAAUGCAUUUUCUGAUGAAGAGCAUUUCCCAUCGAUUAAGUAGCAAUUAUCUCAAACAUUUAAACCUUUCUUCUUCACCUCAAGGAGUUAACUUAAUUGCACAGAAGUUCAUACAAACGUUAAUUACAGUUGUAUGAACUUUUGGGUCAUAAGUGUUGAUCCUUCUAUCAAUCGAUAGAAAUGAAGAAAUGGUAUAUCUAUGUUCUAUCUGCAUCUCUGUUAACAUUUAUGGUCCUGGGGUACUUUGUUGCAAAAAAUCCAAUCAGAGAAGCUUAUAUUUCACCAUCUUCAUACUACAAUACAACAAAUCCUCUUGAAUGGAUAAAUUCUGGUGCUCCUCCUGUUCAAAAUCCAGAAAGCGGCUCUCAAGUUGUAUCCGCUGAUGAGAUAGUUUCCACCCUCUUCACUCAAUGGAACAUAUCUGUUGAAGAGCAACAACCAUUGCAUACCUGGAACCAUUUAAAACACUUAAUAAGCCAUGACCGUGUUCUGCCUAAUACAGUAGAGGCCAUCAAGGAUGCUGGUGUUGCAUGGAAUAACCUUAUGACUUCAGUUGAGGAAGAGAAAUGUAACAUGAAUAGAAGUUCAGAUAGCAGAAAAAGAGAGAAACAGUGCCCCCAUUUUCUUAGUAAGAUGGAUGCCACAGAGCUUAAUGAUACUGGAUAUAAGUUGAGAGUUCCUUGUGGUUUAACGCAGGGUUCAUCGGUUACAUUUAUCGGCAUUCCAAGUGGUCUUCUUGGUAACUUUCGAGUGGAUUUGACUGGUGAGCCUCUUCCAGGGGAACCAGAUCCUCCUGUGAUAUUGCACUACAAUGUUAGGCUCCAUGGCGAUAAAAUAACUGAGGACCCUGUAAUUGUUCAAAACACUUGGACCAUUGCUCAUGACUGGGGUGAAGAGGAACGAUGUCCAGCUCCCGAACCUGAUAAGAAUAAGAAAGUGGACGAACUGGACCAGUGCAACGAGAAGGUGGGUAAAGUUGUUGAUAGAGCUCCUGCAGCUACCAGACAUUCAAAUGGAUCAAGAGAACUUCAUGUGGUUGAUGGAGGGUCAAAAACACGAACCUAUUUUCCCUUUAAGCAAGGAUAUCUUUCAGUUGCAACCCUGAGGGUUGGAUCAGAGGGUGUCCAGAUGACAGUUGAUGGGAAGCACAUUACAUCAUUUGCUUUUCGAGAAACUUUGGAGCCGUGGCUUGUUAGUGAAGUAAGGAUCUCAGGAGACCUGAAAUUGGUGUCGGUUGUAGCCAGUGGUUUGCCCACUUCAGAGGAUUCAGAUCAUAUAAUCGACUUAGAGUCUCUUAAAUCGCCCUCGAUUCCUCUUCGAAAGAAGAUUAAUCUAUUGAUUGGUGUCUUCUCGACUGCAAACAAUUUCAAGCGUAGGAUGGCUGUUCGAAGAACAUGGAUGCAGUAUGCUGCAGUAAAGUCAGGAGAAGUAGCCGUCCGCUUUUUUGUUGGUUUGCAUAAAAAUCGAUUGGUGAAUGAGGAACUCUGGAAUGAGGCAAAGACUUAUGGAGAUGUACAGUUAAUGCCUUUUGUUGACUACUACAGUCUUAUCUCAUGGAAGACCAUUGCCAUAUGUAUCUUUGGGACGGAAGUUAUCUCUGCGAAAUAUGUCAUGAAGACGGAUGAUGACGCCUUCGUUCGUGUAGAUGAAAUUUUGAUUUCUUUAAAUCGAAUGAAUGCCAGUCGUGGAUUGCUCUACGGUCUAAUUAAUUCGGAUUCCCAACCCCAUCGAAACCCUGACAGCAAGUGGUAUAUUAGCCCCGAGGAAUGGCCUCAAGACAGAUACCCUCCAUGGGCUCACGGUCCUGGGUAUGUCGUGUCACACGACAUAGCAAAGGCAAUCAACCAGAAACACAAAAAAGGCCGCCUAAAGAUGUUUAAGCUAGAAGACGUAGCAAUGGGAAUCUGGAUUGACGAUCUAAAAAAGAACGGUUUGGAAGUAAGGUACGAGAAAGAAGAAAGAGUGUACAACGAAGGUUGCAAAGACGGUUAUGUCGUUGCACACUACCAGGGACCUCGAGAAAUGCUGUGUCUAUGGCAGAAGCUUCAAGAAGGUAACCGAGCCUUCUGUUGUGGCAAUUAACACCCCUUUAAAGCCAGUAACUCGCUUACAAACUGACCGAAAAGGGGUAACACCAGUGUUGUAUCAGUGUAGCUAGGUAUUUUGUUUAGCUAUACAUAUAGAUACGUAGAUAGAUACAGAUAUUUUAACGACCAUUGAUCGAUGUUUUUGUAUGAUUAUAUAUGUAACUGGAGAGGUUGAUGUAUAGAGAGCAUGCACCAUAAUGCUCUUCCUGUAUGCUAUUUUUC
Messenger RNA from Cynara cardunculus var. scolymus (artichoke), 2724 nucleotides. RefSeq names its product beta-1,3-galactosyltransferase GALT1. The record is from RefSeq and is a predicted model, not a curated record. The transcript is spliced from 8 exons. Bases 596 to 2497 code for a protein of 633 amino acids. Gene Ontology annotation, molecular function: carbohydrate binding; galactosyltransferase activity. Lineage: Eukaryota; Viridiplantae; Streptophyta; Magnoliopsida; Asterales; Asteraceae. Gene Ontology annotation, cellular component: Golgi membrane.